Heterobilharzia americana is the source of this 2933-nucleotide messenger RNA. The record is from the annotation of a GenBank genome assembly. Lineage: Eukaryota; Metazoa; Platyhelminthes; Trematoda; Strigeidida; Schistosomatidae.
GACCAAUCAAAAUUGUCUAUCAUGUCUUAACAAAAUAACACAAUUAACUAAUAGUAUCUUAGGAAAUUCUUGCGACUACAAUCGAAAAUCUGAAAAGUUUAAUAUCCUAGAAAAUUUUAAAGAACUGUCAUAAUUUUUUCCACAUGAAUAACCAUUGUUAAUUAUUAUUAUCUAAUUAAAUGUAACUGGAUAGUAACCAAUUUAUCAUUUGUUAUAUAUAAUUAGUUAUUAACUAUUUGUGAAAAAAAAAAUCAUUGUAAAUGGAUUACGACUUCAUAAAUUUAUCUGAUUGCAUCUUAACUCUUGGAGAUAUACAUCCAAUUUAUAAUCAUUGCAAAUAUCAAAAAUGAAAUGUAAUAAUCAUAUUUGACAAAGUGGUUUCCUAAAUCAGUCCAACUACUUCAUGAAAUAAGAUGGAUGCUGAAAAUCGUGUCAUUUUGAAUGUUGGCGGGAUUCGCCAUGAAACAUAUAAGGCAACAUUGAAAAAGAUACCAGCUACACGCCUAUCAAAAUUAACUGAAGCCUUAGCAAAUUAUGAUCCUGUAUUGAAUGAAUAUUUCUAUGAUCGUCAUCCAGGUGUUUUCUCUCAAAUACUAAAUUAUUAUCGUACUGGUAAACUUCAUUAUCCCGUUGAUGUAUGCGGUCCACUGUUUGAAGAGGAAUUGGAAUUUUGGGGAUUAGAUGCUAAUCAGGUUGAACCGUGCUGUUGGAUGACGUAUACAGCACAUCGUGAUACACAAGCCACUCUACAAAUUUUAGACAAAGUUGAUAUGGAUAAUGAUGAUUAUACACCGGAGAGUUUGUAUAAACGUUUUGGUCUAGAAGAAGAAUAUACAUGUAAUGAACUUAAUUCAUGGCAAAAGUAUCGUCCAAAAGUAUGGGCUUUAUUUGAAUUACCACAUUCAUCAAUUGGAGCUAAGUUUAUUGCUCUAUUGUCUGUUACCUGCAUUAUUCUUUCUAUAUUGGCCUAUUGUUUGGAUACAGCGCCAACAUUUCUUACACCAUCUUUAAUAACAGAAGAAAUCAUUGGAAAUAUUGAUGAUGAUAAUAAUAAUAAUAAUAAUAAUGUAAACAAUAAAUAUUCCACUUCUCAAUCAUACCAUCAUAAUAAUAAUAAUAAUCCGUAUAAAUUAAUAUUUGAAGAUAUUAGAGAUAAACAAAAAAUAAGUAAUAUAACUAUAUUAACAAAAAAUUAUUCAUCAUAUUAUCAAUAUUCAAUAUUUAGUGAUAAACGACCACAAAAAAGUAGUAUCUUUAUUUAUAUUGAAUGUAUAUGUAAUUUAUGGUUCACAUUAGAAUUAAUUGUACGUUUCACUGUUUCAAUGGAUCAUAAAGAGUUUGUAAAAAAUUUAAUUAAUCUAAUUGAUAUUGGUGCAUUACUUAGUUUUUAUACAGAAGUUAUAUUAUUAAAGUAUAAUGUGAAUGAAAUAAUAAUUUCACCAAUAGUUGAAUUUUUUAGUAUUGUACGUGUUAUGCGUUUAUUCAAAUUAACAAGGCAUAUAUCUGGUUUAAAAAUUCUUAUAUUAACAUUUAAAGCAAGUGCAAAAGAAUUCUCUUUAUUAAUAUUUUUUUUGGGAGUAUUUAUUGUACUAUUUGCUGCAUUAAUAUAUUAUGCUGAACGAUUAAGUACAAAUCCACGAAAUGAUUUCACAUCAAUACCAAUUGGUUUAUGGUGGGCUAUAGUAACUAUGACAACUGUUGGAUAUGGUGAUAUGGUGCCAAGAUCAUAUGCUGGGAUGAUUGUUGGUGCAAUGUGUGCAGUAACUGGUGUACUGACGAUUUCUUUACCAGUUCCCGUUAUCGUGUCCAAUUUUUCUAUGUUCUAUUCACAUACACUAGCACGAUCAAAAUUGCCAAAGAAACGAAGAAGAAUUUUACCUGUAGAAGCUAUUCGACCAAAACAUAAAUCAAAUUUUAUGAGUGGACAUGAAAGUGGUCAUCACGUUGGUGGGUAUAUGAGUGAUGCGAUGGGUUUGAAUAAUUUAGCUAAAGGCAUUGUACCACAUAUUGUCCAACCAAUUAUGAAAUCUAAAUACACAGAUAUCAACAGUUGCCCACUAUUAAAUGAGAAUUAUCAAAACAGACGGAAAAUUUCCAUUCCCAGUGAAUCACGUUUGAAUGAAUUAUCAAACAAUCCUUAUGGAAUGCGAACCAGACGCGCAGCAGUUAUAGAUGCAUCAGAUCUAUCCUUAGAACAAGGGGAAAAUGAUGAUAGCGAAAGUGUUACGGUUGCAGAGAAGUCUUCAAAAUCAGAAUUGAGACCAACGGAUACAAUACAUAAUAAUGCUGGAACAAAUACUAAUCAACAUAUGACAAAUUCAGUUGGUUCUUCAACCAAGAAAACAGACAAUGAUCGUCGUAAAUCAAAUCAACUGUCAUAUUCUACUGAACACACUAUGGAAUAUCAAUCAUCUCAUCCCUAUUAUCAUAAACAGGAUAUUUCAAUGAAUAAUAUGAAUGAAACAGAUGCUCAUUUCUCUUCAAUUACUUGUUAUUCUGAAUUACCUCAGUCUACAUCAAUGUGUGAUGGACAAUUAAAUAUUCAGAAUAAUAGUAAUAGUAAUAUUAACAAUUGUAAUUCACUGCCAAGUCCAUGGCUUGCUACACCACCGGUUGGACAAAAUCAUGAAAAUGAUGAUGUAAUUUGUUAAAUUUUAGUCAAUAAAAUAAACACAUAAAGCCUUACAAUAUGUCCAAUAUCUUCAUUAUAAAUUAAUUGCAUGUUAUAUGUAACUAUUUAUGAAUAUCUUCACCCCAAAUUUAUGUAUAGGUAGAGUUAUUUGCUUAUAAUAAGAAUAAAAAAAUGUUUAUUUUAGAACAAAAACAAUGAAUAAAUUAUCAUAAUAUAGACAGAGAAUCUUAUUUACUAUCCACCUUGAAAUUCUGUAGUUUCAAUUUGAAUAACACGUUUGAAAUAGACUGGUGACUUUUAU